Messenger RNA from Cyclopterus lumpus (lumpfish), 1224 nucleotides. RefSeq lists its product as uncharacterized. NCBI's taxonomy places the organism in Eukaryota, Metazoa, Chordata, Actinopteri, Perciformes, Cyclopteridae. The transcript is spliced from 2 exons. The coding region runs from base 821 to 1099 and encodes 92 amino acids. The record is from RefSeq and is a predicted model, not a curated record. Gene Ontology annotation, molecular function: protein binding.
UGCUGUGUCACAUUCACUGACUCCACCAACAAAAAUGUUUUUUGGUUUUUUAACUUUCACUUUCUGCCUCGCCAUUUACAAGAAGUCACGUGAAUGCAGGGUUAGAUCUGGAUUCCCCUUCUAGUUCCAUUGCAAUGACAUGAUAUGUAUUGUAUUCAAGCACACUGUGUACAUUCUUUGUCAUUUAAAAAAAAAAAAAACGUAAAUGUCUAAAUAAUCGUUGCAAUUGUGAUCAAUCAUUGUAUUGAUGAACAGUUCCACGGCAGCUUUAAGACAAUGAGGAACAGCUGGUAAACAAGCACAGCGUUGGCUAGGUGCCAACCCCUGCUGGGAAUAUGAGGUGAUUCCCAGUUACACCAGCUUGCAAACUGAAUGUAGAGCUGCAUUCACACACAUUGGUAGUCUUUAGGCUGUAGAAUGGAAAUGCUGCUCGGGCUUUCAAUGACAAACUCUCCAGUGUCCAACACGUGCACGUUGGUGAGGUUUCUUUCCGUGGAUGCUGUUGGAAUGAAGCGUUUGAGUGAAUCAGGAAUAUGGAGGAAAUGUUGGGUUCAAAGGUCACGUGCACCACACCUUAUCAGCUGGCACCGAAGAAGUUGGCAUUAUUGUUAAUGAUGACGAUAUUUAUUAUUAUUGCAAUUAUGAGUAAUCCAUCAUGUACUGUCAUUGUCAUUGUUUUGCACUGAGACGAAAGUGAAAGUAUCCUCGACCCUCUGACGUCCUGGAUUCAACGCCCUGAAGUGUCAUUUUAUUUCUGAGCCGCGGAGCCGAAAGCAGCGCAGCAACUCGCGCACACACUCCAAGAAAAACAGCACGACAAAUGGGGAAAAUCUACCAGGUCGUUGUGCACGGGCUGAGGGGGGAGAAGAUGGUGGUCGACCUGUGCAACACGGACGAGCAGUUUAAGAACAUGACGGUUCUGCAGCUGAAGGAAAAGAUAGGAGAGAGACUCCCGGAGACCACAGGAGAGGAUGCUCUGCGGCUGAUCUUCACAGACAAGAUGCUGGAUGGAAACGACGGGCUGCUGUCCGUUUAUGGGAUCCAGCACAUGUCCGUCAUCCACAUGGUGGUGAAGGUUCCUGGAGGACUGACCGCUUGACAGAGACCAACUCCGCCUGCCGCUGUUUACACACUUUUAAAGCAUUUUAGUGCAAUGUUCCUUUUAAAAUUGCCAUGUUUUUAAAAACGCUGCUGCUGUUCUGCAAAAUAAAGAAAAGUUAUGUC